Messenger RNA from Echinops telfairi (small Madagascar hedgehog), 1254 nucleotides. RefSeq names its product testis-specific serine/threonine-protein kinase 5-like. The transcript is spliced from 8 exons. Gene Ontology annotation, biological process: protein phosphorylation; microtubule cytoskeleton organization; intracellular signal transduction. NCBI's taxonomy places the organism in Eukaryota, Metazoa, Chordata, Mammalia, Afrosoricida, Tenrecidae. The record is from RefSeq and is a predicted model, not a curated record. Gene Ontology annotation, cellular component: cytoplasm. Gene Ontology annotation, molecular function: protein serine/threonine kinase activity; tau-protein kinase activity; ATP binding. The coding region runs from base 1 to 1254 and encodes 417 amino acids.
AUGAAGGGCAGCAGCCGCCGAAGGCUGGGCCAACGCGUCUUCACAGAGCAGGUUCGAGAGUGCCGGGACAAGGGCUACCUGCUGUCCUCCAAGAAGAUCGGCUCUGGUGCCUUCUCCAAAGUCUACCUGGCCCGCGCCACGCCGGAGAGGAUCCAGCAUAACGCCAAGCUGUCUGCCGACCUUCAGGACAAGCACCAUGCCAUGGUGGCCAUCAAGAUCGUGUCCACAGCUGAGGCACCCGCGGAAUUCUCCAGAAAGUUCCUCCCCCGGGAGAUCUCAUCCCUCAAUGCCACCUACAAGCACCUGAACGUGGUGCAGCUGUACGAGACUUACCAGAACAGCCAGCGCUCCUACCUGGUGCUGGAGCUGGCUGCCCGAGGGGACCUGCUGGAGCACAUCAAUUCCGUGUCAGCCCGCCGCUGCUGUCCCGGGCUGGAGGAAGACGAGGCCCGCAGGCUAUUCAGGCAGCUGGUCAGUGCUGUGGCCCACUGCCACAGCUCAGGCAUUGUGCACCGGGACCUGAAGUGUGAGAACAUCCUGUUGGAUGAGCAAGGUCUCCUAAAGCUAACUGACUUCGGCUUUGCCAACUGCUCUGGACUCAAAAACGCGCUGCUAAGCACCUUCUGUGGCUCAGUAGCCUACACGGCGCCCGAGAUCCUCAUGAGCAAGAAGUACGCAGGGGAGCGGGCCGACCUGUGGAGUCUAGGCGUCAUCCUCUACGCCAUGGUGACUGGGAAGCUGCCCUUCAAAGAGCGCCAGCCCCACCGCAUGCUACACCUGAUGCGCCGAGGGCCCACCUUCCGCCAGGGUCUGUCCUCUGAGUGCCAGGACCUGAUCCGCGGCCUGCUUCAGCUCCGCCCAGACGCCCGCCUCGACUUGCAGCAGGUGGCCGCGCACCGCUGGAUGCUGCCCUUCGCGCCUGCGCUCUUCUGCAAUGUGCUGGGCACCGCGCCAGAGGAACCUAAGUUCCCGACCGCCCUGGAUGAAGUUCCGCGUCUUAAGGACCCGGAGCCCUUGGGGACUCUCGUGCAGCUGCAGCGUCCCCAAAGGCCAGGCGCCCACCACGAUCGCACAUCGGAACCGACGCCUGCCUUCGGGGCGCCCAGGCUGCUGCAGGCCCACCUGAGAUGCAGCGUGGCCUCCCCAGGAGUGGGCUUUCGGCGCCCAGGCGCGGCCAGCUGUUCCCAGCAACCCCUGUCGCUUUGUUCCAUCUCUGCUGCCCCCAAAGAGGCGAGGCACUGCCAGGUCAAGUGA